Molecule: messenger RNA, 799 nt
Organism: Cladophialophora immunda
Lineage: Eukaryota; Fungi; Ascomycota; Eurotiomycetes; Chaetothyriales; Herpotrichiellaceae
Exons: 3
Coding region: 163-600 (145 amino acids)
Source: RefSeq, a predicted model, not a curated record
CAUUGUCAUCGCAACAGGUGAGACCAGGAUCCAAUCGCAGGGGACAAAGUGCCUGCGACGUCAGUCAGACUGGACAAAAGCAACUUGCUCCCACCUGUCCCAUCUUAGCCUUCCUCCCAUCCUCGAGCCUCAGCGUAUCCGAGACAGCUGCCUCCUAUCACGAUGUCCAACGCGCUGAACGAAGACAACACGCCUGACCUCAAGGUCGACGAAAGUCCUAUCUCCCCCAUUGAGCGCCGGAACUCUCUCGAGAAACACCUGCAGCUGCGCCCUGAUGCCCAAGACCUGAAGAAUCGCAACAUCCUCCUUAACAGCAAUGUUGCUCCGGCCCUGCAAGCGAAACAGCACGAACUCGAGCGUCAGCAACACUCAGACAAUCUAAGGAAGCAGCUCGAAAAGCGACCGGAACGUGAUGAAUUGGUCGAACGAAACAUCCUCCCCGAGUCAACCGCUGCCCCAGCCCUGCAAGCCAACCAGAAAGCAUUGGAUAGGCAUAUGCGGGCAGACAGUCUGGAGCAUAAGAUUCAGCAACGGCCCAAGCCAGAACAGCUGGUGAAGGAGGGCAUUCUGGAGGCUGAUGAAGACCCGACUCAGCCAUAAGAAAAGAAAGGCUGGAGAUCUGAGGUACACAAUUUUGCGUGAUUCUGAUAUACAAGGGUGGCAGGGUAUCACGGACAUCAGCCAGUGGAGGACCGAUGUACAAAUGCUUCAGUAGCUCUCGAGAUAGCCCAGCAUUUGAGCAGACGCGAGGAAGCAGUCUGCUGCGAGUUGAGAAUGGACGCUUCCUUUUCACUGUCUC